CUGGACCCGCAGCCAUCCUUUCACUCCUUCUCUCCUCCUGUAGGUGGUCCUCCCCUCUCCAUCUGAACUCCUCCUGGGGGAGGAUGGCCUGGCCGUGCAUCAGCAGGGUCUGCUGCCUGGCUCGCUUCUGGAACCAGUUCGACAAGUCGGACCUGUCGGUCCCGCUCACCAUCCAGAACUACUCGGACAUCUCGGAGCAGGAGGUGCGCUCCGUCACCAAGCAGCUCACGGACUCGGAGUCCCGCACCAGGGCCCCCCCGCAGCGCGCGCCCGCAGCGGAGGGGGCGCGGGGGUCGUUCAGGGCGCGGAGGGACAGACCCCGGGAGGACUACCAGCCCUUCCCCAGCGUGACCCAGUACAAGCAGGACUACAGACCCUGGCCCAUUCCCAGGAAAGAGAACUUCCCCUGGAUUAAUAACGAUGGGAGCAGCCCCGGGGGGGACAGAGAUCAGAGGAGGUGCGGGGAGCAGCAGGGCAUGGAGGAGAGCAAAACCAGCUCCUACAGGGAAGAGUACCGGCCGUGGACGGGGGUGAAACCAGCCAAAAGUGUGAGGAAACCCCCACCAGCCCAGUACUCCAGCCCAGGGACCGAGCCCACCCACGCCCCACCUGAGACCAGCUACCAGGCUGCCUACAGUGGGGAGGUCAGCAGGUCCACGGGCCUGCAUCAGGUGGAGCACACCCUCCCAUCCACUGCCCCCAACGCACAGCCUCCCCCUGCCACCCAGCACCCCCCCACUGGUCCACAGGUCAGCAGCUCAGCCUCCAGCCUCCAGCAGGGCGUCCUGCCUGAGAGGUCGGAGGACGGUGGGACCACCAGGAGAGAGGAGCACCUGGUGAAGACCAAGAUCAGCCGCUGCCUGAAACCCGGAGGCCGUUUCGUCUCCAUCACCUUCGCCCAGCCCUUCUUCAGGAAACGCCUGUACGCUCGCAGCGUGUACAACUGGUCGAUCAAACAGCACAGCUACGGAGAAGGCUUCCAGUACUUCCUGUUUGUGAUGACCAAAGGAGAGGAGCUGAGCCCAGAAGAUGCAGUUCUGGAAAAUAAGCUACUGGAGGAACCCAAACCCUCUUCUGCCAUUGCUGCCACCACACAAAAUGAAGAUCAGGAGGACUUCCUGUCUAAUAUUGGCUUAUAA
Nematolebias whitei (Rio pearlfish) is the source of this 1139-nucleotide messenger RNA. Its product is annotated as microtubule-associated protein 6. Gene Ontology annotation, cellular component: Golgi-associated vesicle; microtubule; cis-Golgi network. NCBI's taxonomy places the organism in Eukaryota, Metazoa, Chordata, Actinopteri, Cyprinodontiformes, Rivulidae. Bases 84 to 1139 code for a protein of 351 amino acids. Gene Ontology annotation, biological process: cytoskeleton-dependent intracellular transport; regulation of microtubule cytoskeleton organization; microtubule cytoskeleton organization. The record is from RefSeq and is a predicted model, not a curated record. Gene Ontology annotation, molecular function: calmodulin binding; microtubule binding. The transcript is spliced from 4 exons.